GUCACUCAGUUGUAUGUCAAACAUAUUCACUUUCCAGUAUUACUAAGCAGUCUGUGGACUCUGUGGUACAUGCCAAACAUAAAAUCCGCACUCUCUUACUGUUUGUCUUUAAAGUAACAUCGUUCAGUUAUAAAUUAUCAAAAUGGCAAAUAUAGCUGCAAAACGUAUAAAAAGGGAAUUCAAGGAAGUAAUGAAAAGUGAGGAGGUCGCAGGAGGUGAUAUUAAACUGGAAUUAGUCAACGAUUGUUGGACAGAACUACAGGGUGAAAUUUCCGGACCACCGGACACACCAUAUGAGGGUGGGACAUUUCUGCUCGAGAUAAAAGUUCCAGAGACAUAUCCAUUCAAUCCUCCUAAGAUCCGGUUCAUGACGAAGAUUUGGCAUCCCAACGUAUCGUCAGCCACUGGGGCGAUCUGCUUGGACAUCCUCAAAGACCAGUGGGCGGCUGCGCUCACAUUAAGAACAGUCCUUUUAUCGAUACAGGCAUUGCUAUCGGCUGCUGAGCCUAACGAUCCCCAAGAUGCGGUUGUCGCUAAACAAUAUAAAGAAAAUCACGAAUUAUUUGAAAUGACCGCGAAGCAUUGGACAAAUAUAUACGCCGGUGGACCCACAUGCAUCUGUGAGUUCAACCAGAAAGUCCAGCGCAUCCAAGACAUGGGAAUCGAUGAGCACCAAGCUAGGGUGGCCCUCUCUACCUACGACUGGGAACUGGAACGAGCUACAGAACAGCUAUUCUGUUAGUCACCCAAAUGUCUAGUUGUAUAAUUUUAAACUCCCCCCUCCCAUCAAGAUAUCUCGUGAUAUAGUAUCAUGAGCUCAAUGCUGUAUCUGUUGAUUUAAUUUUUAUUUUUAAAGUUUAUUUAGUUUCUGUGAUCUAAUUGUCUGAGUCCGUGUGUGACGUUCUGAUAACGUCGAUAUGAUUCUGUCAUGCUAAGGAACAAUUCCAUAGUCAAGUAUAGAAUAAGUAUUUAAUCCAGCUGGUUUAAUUGUCAUAAUAUUCGCCCGAUUUAUGUAUUUAACAAACACCUAGUUUCAAAUGAUCUUAACACCAUAUUGAAUUUUUAAUAGGAAAGUUUUCUGUCCGACAGAGAAUUGUAAACAAAGAAAAAGGAGGAACGAACCUUCCACCAGGAAACAUUGUAACACCUGUUCUGUACCUGUAACAUAAGUAUAGUGUUGAUUCUGUGCAAAGUGAAAAAUGGCGUAAAUGCAUGAAAAUCCAAACUAUAUAUAAAAUAUUUUCAAUUAUGUCUUUGUUGUGAU
This is a messenger RNA of Vanessa tameamea, 1264 nucleotides long. RefSeq names its product ubiquitin-conjugating enzyme E2-22 kDa (gene Ubc4). The transcript has 3 exons. Gene Ontology annotation, molecular function: protein binding. The coding region runs from base 143 to 742 and encodes 199 amino acids. NCBI's taxonomy places the organism in Eukaryota, Metazoa, Arthropoda, Insecta, Lepidoptera, Nymphalidae. The record is from RefSeq and is a predicted model, not a curated record.